Molecule: messenger RNA, 2473 nt
Organism: Hypomesus transpacificus
Lineage: Eukaryota; Metazoa; Chordata; Actinopteri; Osmeriformes; Osmeridae
Product: angiotensin II receptor-associated protein
Exons: 5
Coding region: 157-666 (169 amino acids)
Biological process (GO): regulation of blood pressure; angiotensin-activated signaling pathway
Cellular component (GO): plasma membrane
Source: RefSeq, a predicted model, not a curated record
UGGAGGCGGUCAGGCUGUUGUCACAUGGGUUGUGUUUUCUGUCCGAUUAGAGGGAGGGGUUGAAACUUAAUAGAGAAGUUGGAAAGUUAUGUACGUUGUCUUCCGUAACUUGGAUAACUGAAGAGGACUGAAAUUAAUCUUCGUUGGUCUGAAACCAUGGAGAUUCCUGCCAUAAAUCUUAAGGCCAUAGUACUGGUGCAUUGGAUCCUGACAAUCUGGGGCUGUAUGGCGUGGCUGCCCCCCUCUUAUGCUUGGGGUAACUUCAGUGUUCUGGCUGUUGGGGUGUGGGCCAUAGCCCAGCGGGACUCCAUCGAUGCUGUGCUCAUGUUCCUCAUCGGGAUGACAGCAACAUUGCUGACGGACAUCGUCCACUUUGGGAUCUACUACCAGCUGACUGAGGGCCUGUCGGACAGGAACCGGGACACGUUCCGCUUCAGUGCCGGCAUGGCCAUCCUCAGCCUGCUGCUGAAGCCUGUCUCCUGCUUCUUCGUCUACCAGAUGUACCGGGAGCGCGGCGGAGACUACAACGUCAACUUUGGUUUCCCCAGCAUGUCCCGGAACAGAGAGGCCUACCAGUCCAUCGACCAGCAGGACCAGUCCUCCAGCCCCGCUAACCCCUUCAACCAGGCCCAGGACAGCAAACCAAGCGGGGUCCGCACCUACUGAGGCCUGCUGAGGAGCCACCCUGGCCCUCCCGGCCAUUGCACGCUUGGUGUCAUCGUUGUCAUUGUUUGUCAACAAUGUUUUGAUCUGUUGAGCUGUAUGAGUUUUAUUGUCCUGAUAUGAGCAGAAUCUUUGAUUAGAAUGACCAUGUUUUUUAAUUUUGUAUUACAUCUAUGUCAUUUUGGUGGGAUUUCAUGAACCGUCUUUUAUUAUUGUCCCUGUGUGUGUUCUAUGAGUUGCUACAUAGACGCUAUAUCUACAUCAAGUCAAAUUGUAUUUAUAUUGCCCUUGUUACAAGCAAUGUCACAGAGGACUUCACAUAUGCCCAUACCAACCAAGUGAUGUAGAAAGGGGCAGGCGUAGGCUGCUACAUCACCUUGAUACAGCACGUCCUCAAACACCUUCCAAGCUUAACACCUACUGCUUGAUGGUUUGGUGGUAGUCACACUAGGAAACAUUUGUUGCGUACUGUAAGAAUGUCCUGACAACUUCUGCCUCAAAUUGAGUUGUUUGAAUGUCUUAGGCAGCAUUAUUUAUUGAAUUUGAUUGAACACAUUUAACAAGUGAACUUAUUUGUGCUUUUUCAUCUGUGUCUAACCUCCAAAUUGCACUGUCUCUUUCAACCCACAUAUUGAACCCACUUCAUCAUUCCAGUCUGACUCCAAAACUUGAGGAACUGCUGUUCCCAUCAACUACGCUAUCAAAUCUGGUAGAAAAGAUACAUUAUAUGAAAAAAUCUUUUUGAGGUACUUUAAGUUGGUGUUUGAAUUGUACUGCUAAAAGGCUUUUCGGUACUCUUGAGGGAUAGUGAAUGUGAAUGUAUACAAAAGGCCCAUGGUCAGUGACAGGAGCAGUGAUUUGUAGUCAGCAGUGGGUUUUAGGUAGUGCUUAAUCACUUGCUUGUGACAUCGUUGUGUAAGGAGGCCUUCUGACAGUGACAUGCCUUUGUGUUCGUCCAAGUUCUCCUAAGUUCUCGUUUUACAUACAGCUGAUCACUCCCUUAUUGCAGCCGUACGGUCCAUGGCGUCACUUGCCCUGUUCUUGCUAAACAAAUGAUUAACCCUUGAGUCUACUGCCUGUUUCAUGUGAUGUUUCAAGUAUUGGCUUUCUCCUUCUUUACGUCUUUUCAACAACACUAAACUUCAACAUACCUCUGCAUCAGCUGUUGUGGUCAUCUUAAUGAAACAACACAACUUAUUCAUCUUGUUGACUAAAGAUGAAAUAUUUUUUUAUUCACACGUUUUUUGUUCACACUUUAACGUUUAUCUGGUAUCUUUAGAUGGUAGUGUAGUGGUGUCUGAUGAAAUAUGUACACAAUCAAAUAGUAAAUCAUGCUAAAUGAUAUAGCGGUGGUUCAGAAGGUGUGUGGCCAUGAAUGAAGGUGUGGAUAUUUCCUUUGUGCCUCAUUUAACUCUCAACUGCAUCCCUGGAUGUGACUGUGUCUUUUACAAACUUUUCAUACACCUGCCAUUAACAGUUUCUGUGUUUGGAGAAUCUUUCGACUGAAUUGUGAGUGCUUCCAGACAGGACAGAGUGUUCCUGUAGGAGAUGUUGUAUAUGUCGCUCUCCUUUUUUGUCUGUGGCGAUGUGGCGAUUUUUUAUUUGUGUCUCAAAUGCUUUUUUAUUUGUAUUAGGGUCUCACUGAUUUGUUCGGAACUCUAUGUCUCUGUGUCAGUAGUUUACCAGAUGGUUCCGUGCCCCCGGAUGUAAACACACUUCCAUUUCCAGGUUCUACAUUUGGACUGUGAGGUAUUUAAAAAGCACAAUAAGGUUAUGAUUAAAAAAGCACCAACAAUGUUGUCUCCUGUCU